Messenger RNA from Oncorhynchus gorbuscha (pink salmon), 1427 nucleotides. Its product is annotated as E3 ubiquitin-protein ligase RNF170-like. Lineage: Eukaryota; Metazoa; Chordata; Actinopteri; Salmoniformes; Salmonidae. The transcript is spliced from 6 exons. The coding region runs from base 586 to 1395 and encodes 269 amino acids. The record is from RefSeq and is a predicted model, not a curated record. Gene Ontology annotation, molecular function: ubiquitin protein ligase activity.
GAUUUGAGUCGUCAAUAAGGGCUUUGUGAUCGACAUGUACUCUCUGUUCUAACCCAGGUCUGUAGGGUAUGAUUAAGUGCCAUGGAUUUGAGUCGUCAAUAAGGGCGUUGUGACCGACAUGUACUCUCUGUUCUAACCCAGGUCUGUAGGGUAUGAUUAAGUGCCAUGGAUUUGAGUCGUCAAUAAGGGCUUUGUGACCGACAUGUACUCUCUGUUCUAACCCAGGUCUGUAGGGUAUGAUUAAGUGCCAUGGAUUUGAGUCAUCAAUAAGGGCUUUGUGACCGACAUGUACUCUCUGUUCUAACCCAGGUCUGUAGGGUAUGAUUAAGUGGCAUGGAUUUGAGUCGUCAAUAAGGGCUUUGUGACCGACAUGUACUCUCUGUUCUAACCCAGGUCUGUAGGGUAUGAUUAAGUGCCAUGGAUUUGAGUCGUCAAUAAGGGCUUUGUGAUCGACAUGUACUCUCUGUUCUAACCCAGGUCUGUAGGGUAUGAUUAAGUGCCAUGGAUUUGAGUCGUCAAUAAGGGCUUUGUGAUCGACAUGUACUCUCUGUUCUAACCCAGGUCUGUAGGGUAUGAUUAAGUGGCAUGGAUGAAAACAAUGGAAAUGGGGAGGUGGACUAUUUGCUGCAAGUUGAAGACUCAAUCAUAGAAGGAGUCAGCAACCCGGUCUUGUUUGUGGUCGUUCUCAGUGUCACGUUCCUGUGUGGACUGGUAACUCUGCUCUGCAGAAAUGAGCAGCAGAACAUCCACCCAGAGAACCAGGAACAUGUCCGUGCCGUCCGACAGCAGCUGCAGUCUGACUCGCAGGAAGGUGAACCAACAGAGCCCAGGCAACAGUUCUAUACAGACAUGUCCUGUCCAGUGUGUCUACAGCAGGCCGUGCUGCCUGUGGAAACCAACUGUGGACAUCUCUUCUGUGGUUCUUGUAUAAUUGCAUAUUGGCGAUAUGGGACAUGGCUUGGUGCAAUCAACUGUCCCAUCUGCAGACAAAUGGUGACCCUGCUGUUCCCUCUCUUCCAUGAGCAUGCCGCCCCUCAGCAGGUACAGGAUGGAACGGUUGAACCGCUCCUCAUCCUCCGGGAUCUCGACGACUACAACCGCAGGUUCUCAGGACAACCCAGAUCGCUGAUGGACCGGCUGCGUGACGUCCCCACGUUGCUGCGCCACCUCUUCAGGGAGAUGUUCUCCGUAGGGGGCCUGUUCUGGAUGUUCCGGAUCCGUGUCCUGCUGUGUCUGAUCGGGGCUCUGACCUACCUGAUCUCCCCUUUGGACUUCAUCCCCGAGGCUCUGUUCGGUCUGCUAGGCUUCCUGGACGACUUCUUCAUCAUCCUGCUUCUCUUCAUCUAUAUCUCUAUCAUGUAUAGAGAGGUGGUGACCCAGAGACUGGCAGCGUGAUGGAGAGAGGUGGUGACCCAGAGACUGGCAGG